AUGGCUCAUAAACCUAGUGCUCCGGUUGCAAACCCAAUAGAACAAACAGGAGCUGAUUAUCUUCAAACUCAUCGUAUUCCUGAACUUUUCCAUAAUCUUUCAGCAUCAUUGGUUUAUAAUAAACCAGAGGAUCCAAAAGCAUUUAUGAUUGAUUAUCUUGAACAAUUAAAAAAAGCUCGUAUAACUGGUGAAGCAUUGCCAUCACUUGUUCAAGAUACAGAUCUAACGUCUAUUUUUCGUAUGCUUGAUCCUGCUGGACAUGGUCAUAUAACCUAUUCACAAUAUAGUUCUACAAUGGAAGCUCUUGGUUUAAUAAAUUAUAAUACUUCACCACCUGGUAAAGAUAAUGAUCGAAUUACAUUUGAAACAUUUUCUCAAGAAGCAAGGAAACGACUUAAUGAACUGAAUUCGACUUUUAGUGUUUAA
Messenger RNA from Adineta steineri, 426 nucleotides. NCBI's taxonomy places the organism in Eukaryota, Metazoa, Rotifera, Eurotatoria, Adinetida, Adinetidae. The record is from the annotation of a GenBank genome assembly.